CUCGACCUUGGACCGGGGAGAUCAUAAGCUCAUUUCUGUGUCGCUUUACUGAAGAAUCCAUUAAAAGAGCCAGUUAAUCGUGUAGAAAAUGGCGUUCAGUGAUCUUACAUCGAGGACUGUGCGUUUUUAUGAUAAUUGGAUCAAAGAUGCUGAUCCAAGAGUUGAAGACUGGCUCCUCAUGUCCUCGCCUCUGCCACAAACCAUCAUCCUGGGGCUCUAUGUCUAUUUUGUCACGUCUCUGGGACCAAAGCUCAUGGAGAAUCGGAAGGCCUUUGAACUCAGGAAAGCGAUGAUAACGUACAAUUUUUUCAUAGUACUGUUUUCUGUGUAUAUGUGUUACGAGUUUGUGAUGUCUGGCUGGGGUACAGGUUAUUCGUUUCGAUGUGACAUUGUUGACUAUUCUCAGUCACCGAGAGCGAUGAGGAUGGUGCACACCUGCUGGCUUUAUUACUUCUCCAAGUUUAUUGAGCUGUUGGACACUGUCUUUUUUGUUCUGCGUAAGAAAAAUAGCCAAGUGACUUUCCUUCAUGUCUUCCAUCAUACAAUCAUGCCAUGGACCUGGUGGUUUGGAGUCAAGUUUGCUGCAGGUGGUCUGGGAACGUUCCAUGCCUUUUUAAAUACAGCUGUGCAUGUAGUCAUGUAUUCCUACUAUGGAUUGUGUGCCAUGGGACCAGCCUACCAGAAGUAUUUAUGGUGGAAAAAGCAUUUGACAUCUUUACAGCUUGUCCAGUUUAUCCUUGUCACCAUCCACAUAGGCCAGAUCUUCUUCAUGGAGGACUGCAAUUACCAGUACCCAAUUUUCCUGUACGUCAUUAUGAGUUACGGAUGCAUCUUCCUGCUACUGUUUCUCCACUUUUGGUACCGUGCUUACACCCAGGGUCAAAGAUUGCCCAAAACUAUAAAAAAUGGAAACUGCAAAACAAAGCAUCAUUAAAAGACAAGCACAGCCUGGAUUUACAUUUGAGACUGAUAUCUUGCCUUCCUUGACAAUCAAGAGAUACUCACCUAUGCAGUGCGUUUUGUAUAUUUUUCAAAACCAAGAGCUUGUAUUUUUAUAAGUUAUUUGGGUUCCUGGUCUUUGAGAGUCCAAAGCUCCCAGAUAAAGUCUUCUCAGUGGAAGAGACUAGAGCAGCCAGGAGGUUUCCUAUUGCCUACCAUACUAAUCAAAAGAUCUUAAUACAUUUUGCUACAGCGAGAGGAGGGUAUGAAAUAACAUAGUACUCUUCUAGGAACUCCGGGAUAGAUGAAAAAUACCUAGCGAUUUUGACCAUGGAUGGAGAUCCACAGAGUAUGAUCGAUUCCUCCUGUCUGGUGUGGAGACUUCUGACUGGCUUCUGGCUCUGUCGUUCACUCCUGUAUUCGGAAGACAUUAUAUUCACUCCAGGGCUCAGUUCCCAAUCUAAAGUGCUAACAUGGGUGAAGCCUACGUGGCGUUUUGAUAGGUUCUCCCUCUAAAUCGUUAGUGGUAGUUUGAAUGGGUCUUCUGAGCGGUCGCCACCAGUCCUGCCGUUGAGGUUUCCUCACAACACACGAAUAAGCUGGAGGCAGUGGUGCUUUGGUUUCUACACUGAUGCCUUUGACACUAAGGUGAAGGCAAUGUUACGUUGCACACCAGAUGAUGUGUUUCCACAAGUUAAAUGAACACUUUGCUGCUGCUGAUUUUACAGUUAACUGUGCAUGUCUGAAAGGAGCGGGGUAUGUCAAUGAAAAAAAAAUGCUGUGGAAUUCAGUGGGGAGAGUUAUAAUCCCUUGUAGUAUAAUGCCACUCUCUGAUAGGUCGGUUUAAAAGGAUUGUCUUGCCUAACUGUGUGUUAGACGUUUAAAUGCUCAUGUGAUUAGCUAGCUUGGCUCAGAUGCCUUUGGAUCACAAAUCAGUUUUCAAAUAUCUGCUAUGCCAAGUGACUUAUGAAGCAACUGGAGGUGGGUGGUGGAGUAUCUGAGGUCAGAUUUGGUUACAUUAGCAAGGGCUGUUAGAUUUGGGGAGACAAAGACUACGUUAUGGUUAUGUAUUAUACAUAUUUAGUGUUGUGGAUGCACCGCAUGAAGAAACAUUUUCCAGAAUCAUGAAUUAGCCAGGAUUUCUUCUUCUUCAGACCUGUAAGCCAUAUUGUGAAGGGCUGAAAUUCAUGUGGCAAAUGUUUUCUUUCCCCCUUUAAAAAAAUACUAAUUUCUAGAAUUUUCUUGUUCUUGUUGGAAAACCUGGACCACCUAGCAAUACUUGGACAUUUGUGAAGCUGUCAAUAUUAUUUCCUUUUCCUCUUUGAAGGACUAUUUAUGUGUGAAUAACUUCAAAAUCAGUACUGAUGGCUUUGGUCAUGUGUGCUGCAUAGUGUUGCUCAUUUGGCAACAAAGCCCAAGUCUUCAUUGACUGUAAACUCUGAAGUUCUGCCUGCUCUCUCCUGAUCCAUUACCCAGCACCAUGCCUUUGUCUCCACAUUCACUUACUUUAUAAAGUUAUUUGCCAUUAAGUGACCUUUAGUGAUUCCAUUUGCUUACGGUGAGAAGCAGAGGAUAAUAGGAAGAUUUUCAUACUAAAAAAACAAAAAACAAAAAACAAGUAACAGACAAGCCGAGCUGAUAGCAACAGCUGUACUAGUCUGUCACUGUGAAGGUCUCAGGGAUCCACGUUUUCCUAUUUUGACUCUGUCGAUGGGACAGUAUGGUAGAAGUAGUUACCUACACAAGCAAUUCCCAAAGACUCAAGUAGGACAAAGACCCAAAAGAACAGAAAAAAGAAAACAAGAUGGGGAACUUUGAUUGAUUUCCUCUCUACUUAUAUUAUCCCCCCCCCCCUUCUCCAAGUAUGUAAAAUGUCUGACAUGCCUAUGGACUAAGAGCAGCAUUGUGGCAUGACAUACCACAUCCUCAGUUCUAUGAAUGAAAGCUGGGAGGUGAAAUGUCAUAUGAAAACAGAUCACAAUUGACAGACAGUCAGAUGUGAACAUGAGUAGAUCAAAAUGAAUGUCACUGGUUGUAGAAUUUAUGUGGGCAGUGUUUGAUCAAACAGAGCUUCUAAUGGGGUUUCACCUACUUUUCAGGACUUUGUUGCCUUUAAACUUGCUUGCCUAAUAAGCAAAAAGCUCAGCUAUUAAGUAUAGUUUAUUAUAAAAGUUCUAUGAGUCCUUGAGGACCAAUAUAUAUGUUAUAAAUACAAAUUUUUAAAUGUGUAUGGGGUGUUACAAUUUUCUGUCUUCAUACUUAAGGAAAAUUCUAAAUUGAGUAUACUACCUUGUUUCAUAGUUUGGGAAAUUAUGAGAUUAUAUCUCUUGUUUAUCCUUUAUUUCUGUUAACUUUUUAAUGACUGUAGAAGUUGUGAGAAUUUGGUUUUGUUCUCUGUGCUAUAAUAAAUUUGUGGCACCACGUG
This is a messenger RNA of Peromyscus maniculatus bairdii (prairie deer mouse), 3364 nucleotides long. RefSeq names its product ELOVL fatty acid elongase 7 (gene Elovl7). The record is from RefSeq and is a predicted model, not a curated record. Gene Ontology annotation, biological process: very long-chain fatty acid biosynthetic process; sphingolipid biosynthetic process; fatty acid elongation, monounsaturated fatty acid. Gene Ontology annotation, cellular component: endoplasmic reticulum; endoplasmic reticulum membrane. NCBI's taxonomy places the organism in Eukaryota, Metazoa, Chordata, Mammalia, Rodentia, Cricetidae. Gene Ontology annotation, molecular function: fatty acid elongase activity.